Paecilomyces variotii is the source of this 588-nucleotide messenger RNA. RefSeq lists its product as hypothetical. Bases 21 to 266 code for a protein of 81 amino acids. The transcript has a single exon. Lineage: Eukaryota; Fungi; Ascomycota; Eurotiomycetes; Eurotiales; Thermoascaceae. The record is from RefSeq and is a predicted model, not a curated record.
CUCCAACACCGAUUCUUAUAAUGCGUCCAUCUAUCUCAACCGCAAUGCCACCAGCAAAUAACUCUCCAGCUCAUCCUGCCACGCGAGCUUUACAUGCUGAUGACCCCUUAAACCAAGUGACGGACGUUGCGCCUCCAAUCCACUUGUCCACGACAUAUAGAUAUCCCAAUGAACCGGAAGACUUGAUCCCCAGCGCAGAUCCUGUUGUACGUAUAUCCACCCAUCCAUCCAUUCAUUCAUACGUAUAUACAUACCUCCUUCCCUAGGAAAAGAACAGUAACUACCCCCUCCCUCUUCAUAUCCAGAACACUAACACAAAACAAUACCCUCUAGGCCGAAUUCACCGGAAAAAAACUACAUCUACUCCCGCGAAUUCGCACCCAACACCACACGUUUCGAAACCAUCCUCUCCUCCCUCCUCCACGGCCACACAAUCAGCUACUCCUCCGGCCUCGCCGCCCUCCACGCGACCCUAACUCUCCUAAACCCUCACCACAUCUCCCUCGGCGACGGGCUACCACGGCAGUCACGAAGUAAAUCUCCGUAAUAUCCCGUCUAUCAGGUCUACAGAAACCCCCCCCCCCCCCC